Molecule: messenger RNA, 1388 nt
Organism: Cataglyphis hispanica
Lineage: Eukaryota; Metazoa; Arthropoda; Insecta; Hymenoptera; Formicidae
Product: transmembrane reductase CYB561D2-like
Exons: 3
Coding region: 220-900 (226 amino acids)
Molecular function (GO): transmembrane monodehydroascorbate reductase activity
Source: RefSeq, a predicted model, not a curated record
ACCUAGAUCGCCAUAUUCCAGACGCUCAGUCGAAUCGCGAACACGCGCGUGUGAGCUCGAUUUGACGCUUCACGCGGACAAAGCAUUCGAAAGUGGAUUUCUAUUUCGGCCUUUUUUUCCAACAAUAUAUUUUCUCCUCAAGAACAGGCGACAACUUUAUGCUGCAUCGAACAGUGCUCGCAGUGAGUGUCAAAAAAACUUCAUCGCUUCCUCCUUGACAUGAGCAUUGAAAGUAAUAAAGGGUCUCCGAGCGUCAUUACGCUCGCUUUUUCGAUAUUGACGCAUUUUCUACUUGUGGCUCCUGUGAUAUAUAUCCUGGUAGUCGCCUUUGAACAUUACAGUUUUUUCUCUUGGCAUCCGAUUUGCAUGUCUGUUGGAGUCGGUCUGCUGAUCACAGAGGCUGUCUUCAGCAUCUCCGGUGAGGCGUACAUUGCUUCGAGGCUACCCAGGCGUAACCGAGUAACGAUACACUGGAUUCUACACACGAUAGGUCUAACCAUAAUCGGAAUCGGUUUCAUCAUCAUUAUCGUCAACAAGAUAAACAAAGAUAAAGAGCAUUUCGCCACGACUCAUUCACAAUUGGGCUUGGUAACGAUUAUAUUGUCCGUUCUGACCGCCGCUUUCGGAAUCCUGGCCAACAACACGGUAUGGAUAUAUCCACAAGUAAGACCAGUGCUCAUCAAGGUCGCUCAUGCCUGUGGCGGCAUCGGCAUGCUUAUACUUUUACUGGCAACUCUCAUCAAUGGGACCUACACCAAGUGGUGGCCCGGCACAGUCACGGGAAGAGACUUGAUCUUUGCGUCAUUAUUUUUCGCUGGACUCUUGAUACUCGUGAAACCGAUACUCGGCGCUUUCUCGAGAUGCAGAGUCGUAUUUGGACCACCCUCGAGUGAUACGUAAGGGUGAAAAAUCUGUGAGAAGUCAUCGCCCUGAGAAGCAAAAUACACUCGAUCGAUCGAAUUAUAUGGAAAAACUAACAAUUAUAAAAAUUGGGUGUCUUGUGUUCUCGAUGUAAUUCUCGUAAAAUACCCAAUGGAAUAGCGAGAAGCCAAAGAUCGUAAAACUAAUCUUGUUAGCUGAACGUUAUGUCUCACCGAUACAAUCGGGAAAUGUUGUUCAUUGAUAUAAAUAAUGAAGAAAGAAAUAUUACAUUCUGUACCAGCAAUUAGUUAAUUGGCGAAAAGAUCCGAUAGCGCAUCGUUACCACAUGGAUAACAAUAUUUUAUUGAUUAUGAUUACACACGCAUCAUAUACAUUUAUCUCACACAUUACAAAUUUAUACAUAUAUACGCAUACGCAUGUGUAUGUAUAUUUGUGUGUAGGUGUGCUAUAUAUAAUUUUUAUAAUACAAUGUACAUGUAUAUAUAUAAUAAAACACAACGCGCGUA